AUGGUUCCCAUCGCCCUGGAGGUGAGCUGCAGCUUUGCCGCCUGGCUGUGUCUCUACUGCUGCCUCUGCCGCUGGAGCGGGCAGCGCUCCUGCAAGUGGAGCUGUCGCCUGGUGACCCUCCUGCACGGGCUCCUUGUCACCUGCCUCUCGGGCUAUGUCCUGUUCCUGGAUGGCCCCUGGCCCCUGACCCACGCAGGCUCACCAAACACCCCUCUCCAGAUCCACGUGCUCUCCCUGACCUUGGGCUACUUCAUCUUUGACCUGGGCUGGUGCCUGUACUUCCAGACCGAGGGGGACCUGAUGCUGCUCCACCACACGCUGAGCAUCUGCGGCAUGAUCCUGGUGCUGGGGCUGGGCAAGUCGGCCACGGAGGUGAACGCCGUGGUGUUUGUCAGCGAAAUCACCAACCCCCUGCUCCAGACCCGCUGGUUCCUGCGGGAGAUGGGCUCCUACCACACCGCCCUGGGCAAGCUGGUGGAUUUCCUCUUCGUGCUGCUCUUCCUGGCGCUGCGCAUCGGGGCGGGAGCGUGGAUCGUGUACGGCAUGGUGACGUCCCCAGAACCCAACUGGCUGCUCAAGGCCGGGUGCCUGGCCAUGUAUGUGGUGUCCUUGGGGUUCAUGGUUGAAAUCUGUCGCUUUGUGAGGAGGAAAUUGUGGAAAAAAGCCCCUUCUGUGGAUGCACGAUCCCGUCAGGAGUAG
Melozone crissalis (California towhee) is the source of this 699-nucleotide messenger RNA. RefSeq names its product TLC domain-containing protein 5-like. The record is from RefSeq and is a predicted model, not a curated record. Bases 1 to 699 code for a protein of 232 amino acids. Lineage: Eukaryota; Metazoa; Chordata; Aves; Passeriformes; Passerellidae. The transcript has 2 exons. Gene Ontology annotation, cellular component: membrane.